AUCGUCUCUUCCGCUGAGAGCCGUAAGCCGACACAGUUGUCCCUUCUUACUUCCUCAACCUGAAGCGGGCUUCGUCACUCAACACUUACACAUUAACAUCAUUCUCCUCUUUCUUCGAUUUCGUUUAUAAUCUUUGACAUCCUCUCCUACAAAUUCGGUUACCCCGUCUCAUCGACCUGACGACCCUUCUCCUCUCCUCUAUAUAAUACCGUUACUCUACAGUCCUUCUUCGUCUCUACUACUUUCCUUUCGUUUCUCUAAAUUUAAAACUUGAUGCGCGAAAAUUUAACCCCAUCUAAAGUACUAAAGUACUUUGCAAUCUUAUAUGUCGUUGGCUCUCUGUUUUAUGCAACGGGUCAUCUUCUGGGUCUCGGAAAAUCAUCUGCAACCAAUCACGCAUCUAUAGCCCCUCGGUCUGCUGCCGACGAAAAAACAUUAAGUGUAUCCGAGUUACAAGAUCGGUACCAUGGAAGCCAGCAAGUGACCUGGGGAACUUCACAAGAAGCCACUGGUGAAGAUCUGGCGCUCAGUAAGGUCUUUUCUGAUGCCAUGGGACCUUCCAAAGUGAUUCCGUAUUAUUUCAAGGCCGAAGAAUCUGCUGACAUGGAAGAAGUAACCAUUGCAACGCUCGUAACAUACAACCGCUUCAAGGUCUUGAGCCGACUCGCCACACGCUACAAAGGGCCUAUCUCUGUUGCUCUUCACGUCAACGACGAUUCCUCAAAGCAAGUACUUUUGACAGAUCUGCACAAGCUCUUUGACGAAAAUCCAGAUAUGCGCCGAUACGUCGAUUUGCAUCUUGUGGUGGACAAGUUUGAUCGUCAAUUCAACAUGUGGCGUAACGUAGCCAAGUUCUUUGCACGCACCGAUUACAUCAUGAUGUUGGACGUCGAUUUCUAUUUGUGCACUGAUUUCCGCACCUCGCUCAAGGCAAACCCACAGUUAAUGGAUAUUUUGCGAAGUGGCACUGGUGCCAUUGUGGUUCCUGCUUUCGAGUAUAUCCGUGAUGAGGAUGGCGAGGACUGGCGCGAUUUCCCAAAGAACAAGGAGCAGCUUAUGAUCGACGUGCAGUCCGAUAAAUUAGAUAUGUUCCAUAGAGAUUGGAAGCGAGGCCAUGGAUCGACAAACUAUACCCGCUGGUACGGUUCGACAGAGCCAUACAUGGUUGUGGACUACAACUAUUCGUACGAGCCCUAUGUCAUUUUCAAGAAGGAAGGAUCGCCCUGGUGUGAGGAACGAUUUAUUGGAUAUGGUGCGAACAAAGCUGCUUGUCUUUACGAAAUCUAUCUGUCAGGCAUCGACUAUUGGGUUCUUCCCGACGACUUUUUGAUCCAUCAAACUCACCAUUACCCGAUUGAAGCACGUGCCAAAGAGCGGACAUACAACAAGAAACUUUACAGCUACUUCCGAGAAGAAGUAUGUCUUCGGUAUUCACGUACUAUGAUCGCUGCAGGCUUGUGGGACACGUCGCGGGCAGAUAAUGUCAAACGAGAAUGUGCAAAGAUCAAAGGAUUUAAUGAUAUCAUUGGCAGAAUGCAUGGAUAAGAGGGAAAAACAUCCUUCUGUGUAUAUUUAUUGUUUGACCCUUUUGGCAAUUACUCUCACCCCUUUCACCCCCCAAAAAAUAACCUCUUGUCUCGAUAGAUCGACCUUCCCUUAUCCAACCCAUGUAUUCGACUCCACUUUUUUUUCCCUUCCUUUGCACGCAAACACGCACUAUCUCUUCUUUCUUUCCGCAUAAAAAACACAUUUUCUUCUCUUACUUGUUACAACAACUAGUAUUUACUAAAUCCAUAGUCAUUGAAUAAAAAGAAAAAAAAAGGAACGAUCAGGCCAUUGUCAUUGUGCUGAAUUCAAC
This is a messenger RNA of Zychaea mexicana, 1858 nucleotides long. Its product is annotated as glycosyl-transferase for dystroglycan-domain-containing protein. Gene Ontology annotation, molecular function: xylosyltransferase activity; glucuronosyltransferase activity. The transcript has 3 exons. Lineage: Eukaryota; Fungi; Mucoromycota; Mucoromycetes; Mucorales; Lichtheimiaceae. Bases 274 to 1545 code for a protein of 423 amino acids. Gene Ontology annotation, biological process: protein O-linked glycosylation via mannose. The record is from RefSeq and is a predicted model, not a curated record.